UCUCCCUGCUGCCACCGCCGUCGCGCCGCUGCGGCUGCAAUAAGAGAAGUCCGAGACGGCUUCCUCCUCCCUGCCCAGAGGGGCGGCGGUCAGAACCCCAGUUUUCUCCCUCCACUCGUCCGCACUUGUGGCUGCUGGGAGCCCUGCUGGCUCGCCCUGAGGUUCGUCAGAAGCGGCCUCCCCAGGGACCAGGUCUCUGGCCCCUCCCAAGGACCAUGCGGCAGCCCCACUGACCAAGGAAUAAGAGCCUGAGGGCAGGGCACCUGGAAUGGGCUGUGUAUUCUGCAAGAAGUUUGAGCCGGGGCCAAAGGAGGAUGCUGGCCUGGAAAGGGACGUCAGGAGUUACGGGACUUCAGACCGCUAUGGCCCUGACCCUACUGAGGCCCGGCCUGUGUCCUCCUUUGCCCAUAUCCCCAACUACAACAAUUUCUCCCCUCAGCCCAUCAGCCCCGCCUUCCUCACUGGGGGCACCAUCGGGGGCAUAUCAGGAACUGGGGUGACCCUGUUCAUUGCCCUAUAUGACUAUGAGGCCCGGACAGAAGAUGACCUCACCUUCACCAAGGGUGAGAAGUUCCACAUCCUGAACAACACUGAGGGUGACUGGUGGGAAGCUCGGUCCCUCAGCUCCGGACAAACUGGCUACAUUCCCAGCAACUACGUGGCCCCUGUGGACUCCAUCCAGGCUGAAGAGUGGUACUUUGGAAAGAUGGGGAGGAAGGAAGCAGAGAGACAGCUGCUCUCGCCAGGCAAUCCCCGGGGAGCCUUUCUCGUUCGGGAGAGCGAGACCACCAAAGGCGCCUACUCCCUGUCCAUUCGGGAUUGGGACCAGGCCAGAGGCGAUCACGUGAAGCAUUACAAGAUCCGCAAGCUGGACACAGGUGGCUACUACAUCACCACGCGGGCCCAGUUCCAGUCGGUGCAGGAGCUGGUACAGCACUACAUUGAGGUGAACGAUGGGCUGUGCCACCUGCUCACGGCAGCCUGCACAACAAUGAAGCCACAAACUCUGGGCCUGGCCAAGGAUGCCUGGGAGAUCAGCCGAAGUUCCAUCACGCUGGACCGCUGGUUGGGCACUGGCUGCUUCGGGGAUGUGUGGCUGGGCACAUGGAACGGCAGCACGACCGUGGCAGUGAAGACGCUGAAGCCGGGCACCAUGUCCCCGAAGGCCUUCCUGGAGGAGGCGCAGGUCAUGAAGCUGCUGCGACACGACAAGUUGGUGCAGCUGUACGCUGUGGUGUCGGAGGAGCCCAUCUUCAUCGUGACGGAGUUCAUGUGCCAUGGUAGCUUGUUGGAGUUCCUCAAGGAUCGGGAGGGCCAGGAUUUGAAGCUGCCCCAGUUGGUGGACAUGGCAGCCCAGGUAGCUGCAGGUAUGGCCUACAUGGAGCGCAUGAACUACAUCCACCGAGACCUGAGGGCAGCCAACAUUCUCGUGGGGGAGCGGCUGGUAUGCAAGAUCGCUGACUUCGGCCUGGCCCGUCUCAUCGAGGAUAAUGAGUACAACCCCCGGCAAGGGACCAAGUUCCCUAUCAAGUGGACAGCCCCAGAAGCUGCCCUUUAUGGCAAAUUCACCAUCAAGUCAGAUGUGUGGUCCUUUGGGAUCCUGCUCACUGAACUCAUCAGCAAGGGCCGAGUCCCUUACCCAGGCAUGAGCAACCGGGAAGUGUUGGAACAGGUGGAGCACGGCUACCACAUGUCAUGCCCCCCAGGCUGCCCAGCAUCUCUGUACGAGGCCAUGUUGCAGACCUGGCGUCUGGACCCAGAGGAGAGACCUACCUUCGAGUACCUGCAGUCUUUCCUGGAGGACUACUUCACCUCCACAGAACCCCAGUACCAGCCUGGAGAUCAGACAUAGCCCAUUUGGGCAUCAGCAACCUCUCUGGGAGUGCCCACCAGCCUCUUCCAAUCCCCAGGGUUCUGGUCCCAAAGCCCCCAGGCUUAGAACCCUAUAUCCUAGCAUGUCAGAGCACGCCAGUUGCUUUGAUGCCAUUGAGGGCAACCCACUGAUUUUAAAGAUGGGCAAAUCGAGGCUCAGAGAUCAUUCCUCACCCACUCUGGCCCCAGGCGCCAUUUCUCUCCUUCCACCUUAGGCCCCUACAUGCCUCUACUCUUUUUGCACACACACACAAAUGCUCAGACCCUGUCUAGUUAUUUACAAAACUGCAUAUCCUGGGCUGGCCGAGUGGCUCAGUUGGUUAAGAGCUCGCUCAAGAGCGUGAGCUCUGAGUAACAGCAGUUCAAUGCC
Messenger RNA from Hipposideros armiger (great roundleaf bat), 2242 nucleotides. It is a transcript of the gene FGR, whose product is annotated as FGR proto-oncogene, Src family tyrosine kinase. Bases 269 to 1852 code for a protein of 527 amino acids. Lineage: Eukaryota; Metazoa; Chordata; Mammalia; Chiroptera; Hipposideridae. Gene Ontology annotation, molecular function: ATP binding; protein binding; protein tyrosine kinase activity. The record is from RefSeq and is a predicted model, not a curated record. Gene Ontology annotation, biological process: protein phosphorylation. The transcript has 13 exons.